UUCACCCCCGCGUUGAGCCCUCUGUCGGCGGCUUGGGGCAGCUGUGGCAGCGGCAGCAGCGUCGACGUCGACCAAGACUGGAGCGACGUUUAAAGCAGCAGCAGGAUCGCCGGGGAGUCCCGCUUCUUGUUGUUGGCGGACUCCCACCCUUCCGCGCGGCCCGAGAAGAAGCGGCGGCGCCAGGAAGCAGGCAUGGAAGGUAGAAAACUUAUUUCUGCUACAGACACUCAGUACUCUGGAAGUCUGCUUAACUCCUUGAAUGAGCAACGUGGCCACGGACUCUUCUGUGACGUUACCGUUAUUGUGGAAGACCGAAAAUUCCGGGCCCACAGGAAUAUUCUUUCAGCUUCUAGUACAUAUUUCCAUCAGCUCUUUGCAGUUGCCGGGCAAGUUGUUGAACUGAGCUUUAUAAGAGCAGAGAUUUUUGCGGAAAUUCUCAAUUAUAUCUAUAGUUCUAAAAUUGUCCGUGUUAGAUCAGAUUUACUUGAUGAGUUAAUUAAAUCAGGGCAGUUAUUAGGAGUUAAAUUUAUAGCAGAGCUUGGUGUCCCAUUGUCACAGGUUAAAAGCAUCUCAGGGGCAACUCAGGAUGGUAACGCAGAAACCGUGCCUCCUGGUUCUGAUGACAAGAACCUUGAAAUACAAAAAUCAAAAGAUGAAGCUCAAGAUAAUGGGACCACUAUAAUGCCUAUUAUAACAGAGUCUUUUUCCUUAUCUGCUGAAGAUUACGAAACGAAAAAGAUCAUUGUUACUGAUUCAGAUGAUGAUGACGACGAUGAUGUCAUUUUCUGUUCUGAGAUUCUGCCUGCAAAGGAGCCGUUGCCGAAUAACAAUGCACAGGUCCAUCCUAACCCAGGCUCUGUUGCCAUUUCAGAUGUUGCACCUUGUGCUAGCAGUAACUCUCCCCCUUUAACAAAUACCACACCGACUCAGAAACUUCCUACUUCUAUGAAUCAGGUAACUCUGAGCCAAACACAAGGAAGUGAAAAAGUACUGGUAUCUUCAGCCCCAACGCAUCUGACUCCCAACAUUAUUUUGCUAAAUCAGACACCACUUACUACACCACCAAGUGUCAGUUCUUCACUUCCAAACCAUAUGUCUCCUUCGCUCAAUAUACUUGUGCAGAAUCAGCAGCCACCGAACAGUGCCGUUAUGACAGGAAAUGAGGCCAACGAAGAGGAGGAAGAAGAAAUGAUAGAUGAUGAUGAUGACACUAUUAGCUCCAGUCCAGACUCAGCAGUCAGUAAUACAUCUUUGGUUCCACAGGCUGAUGUCCCCCAAAAUACCACUUUUGAUGGAUCAUUAAUACAGAAGAUGCCAAUUCCUACACUUCUGCAAGAACCACUUUCUAAUUCUUUAAAAAUUUCAGACAUAAUUACUAGAAACAUUAGUGAUCCUGGUUUAGGAUCAAAACAUCUAAUGGAGGGUCAGAAGAUCAUUACUUUAGAUACAGCUACUGAAAUUGAAGGCUUGUCAACUGGUUGCAAAGUUUAUGCAAAUAUUGGCGAAGAUACUUACGACAUAGUGAUUCCUGUCAAAGAUGACCCUGAUGAGGGGGAGGCCAGACCAGAGAAUGACAUACCAAAAACAUCUGGCAGUGAGAUGGCAAACAAGCGCAUGAAGGUAAAACACGAUGAUCAUUAUGAGUUAAUAGUAGAUGGCAGGGUCUAUUAUAUCUGUAUUGUAUGCAAAAGGUCAUAUGUCUGUCUGACAAGCUUGCGGAGACAUUUUAACAUUCAUUCUUGGGAGAAGAAGUAUCCAUGCCGCUACUGUGAGAAGGUGUUUCCUCUUGCAGAAUAUCGCACAAAGCAUGAAAUUCAUCACACAGGGGAACGAAGGUAUCAGUGUUUGGCCUGUGGCAAGUCUUUCAUCAACUACCAGUUUAUGUCUUCACACAUAAAGUCAGUUCAUAGUCAAGAUCCUUCUGGAGACUCCAAGCUUUAUCGUUUACAUCCGUGCAGGUCAUUACAGAUCAGACAAUAUUCAUACCUUUCUGAUAGGUCAAGCACUAUGCCUGUAAUGAAGGAUGAUGGUAUUGGGUAUAAGGUUGAUGCUGGGAAAGAACCUCCGGUAGGGACCACAUCUACUCAGAACAAGCCAAUGACCUGGGAUGAUAUUUUUAAUCAGCAGGAAAACGAUUCCAUUUUUAAACAGAAUGUAACAGAUGGCAGUACUGAGUUUGAAUUUAUAAUACCAGAAUCUUAUUGAACUCCUUUGACAUAUCAGAGAGUUUUGCUUUGGAUUAGGGGCAAGGGCUUCAGAAGACUGGUAAAACAAGGUGAAAACAAGUUAAUUUGAUCUGCCACGUCAUCUGAAGGCAGUUUAGUUGGAUUAUUUGUUGAUUUUUUAGAAGCAAAUUUUUCUGAAAGUUUGAGUAGAGAUAGAGAAGCUUUUUUUCCCCUCAAGUAUGUUUAUAUAGUUAGCUUUUAGCUCAUUUAAAAGAGGCAAAAAAAAAAAAGCUUGGAAAGAGAGUUUUCUGAAUAGAAUUUGAAGCAGUCUGAAUGUUCUUUGAAAAUAACUGGAGUUAUUAGCAUACCCUAGUACAUCGUACAACUUUUCCCUUCCAUAUUAGCACUUUACUGCUGAAUUCUCAAUUUUGUUAACAUUGAGAUUGUAAAUGUGUGUUGUGUCUUGUAUAUGGAGUAAAAAGUAAACAACUUCUAAAGUUGUUCUGGAAAAUUUCAGAAUAACUCUCCACUUGGUUGUGUAUUCUGCUAGUCAAAAUGGAUAGCAAUCCCCCACGCACAUACCCCCUCCCCCAUGAAAAUGGCCAUAUAGACAUGUCUCUCAUUUGAAGAAUCAGUUAGUUUUAGCUAAUUAAGUCUUGCUCUUACUACCACCAUCUGGAAAAAAAUGUUUGGUGGCUGGACCACUAUAUACCUUUGCAACGUAGUCUCAGAGGGUGGGGUGGGAAUACUGUUGGAAAAACAGAUCUCCAUAAUGCAGACAGAAAGAGAUGAAAAGUUAUGUUGCAUUUAUUUUGAAUUCUGUGCUCUUACAUGAUAGUGGGAUUGAAUAGAGAUCUCCUUUUUGCUUGUUAUGGCUAAAAUAUUCCCAUGAAAAGUUCCAAAUUUUGAAUCUGAAAGCCACAAAAUGAGUCUUUAAAUAUGUGUAAAUCUUUAUAAAGGAUAGAUUCCAUAAAUGAGAUUCCUCCCUGUUUUGGGUGGGAGGCUACUGGCAUUUAUUUUAAAAUGCUCAUAUCACUUAGGAUCUCCAAUAGGAAAUUUUCACUUGACAUAGUUGAAUCAGUGAUCUAGUAUUUUCCUUUCAGAAAGACCUUUUAGGUUUUGUUGUUAGAAUCGAAUCGAUGCCAAUUCAUAGCGACCCCACGUGACGGUAGAAUUGCCCUAUGAGAGUUUCCUAGGCGGUUACCUUUAAGGAGGCAGAUUACCAGGUCUUUUCUCCUGAGGAGUCACUGGGUGGUUCGAAACUGCUAACCUUACGGUUAGCAGCCAAGUGCUUAACCGUUGCACCACCAGGGCUCCUUAGGUUUUGUUUUGUUUUUUUUAUGUUUUACCCCUCCUAAAACAAGUUCCAUUCCAUCUGCAAAUUGCUGCAAUAUUACAACAAUCGGAGACUAUAUAUGGAAUGUUGUUUAGGCUUGUUGAUUCACAUAUAGCUUGGGAACGAUAAAUGCCAUCUUUCUUUUAAAAUGGCACAUAUUUAAACACUUAAAAAAAAUCAAAAUUGUGCUAGUACUGAAAGUGAGCAGAUUGGAACAAAUACAUAGCCUAGCGUUUAUAACAAGUUGUUGAACUUCUGUAAAUGAUUUUUUUGCAAAGGAAAAAGUUAAUAGAUACUGAAAAAGAUUGUUGUGCAUAGUUUAGUCAAUUGUAACCUUGUUUUAAGUAUUAAUUUAACGUAGGUGUUUUCUUUGUCCUAGUCAUGUAUUUUUUAAAAUAGCUUAUUUCUUGACUUUGAACUUAAAGCUUUAAUCAUAAUUUCUUAUGCAUACAUCAUUCUUCUGACAGUAAGCUACAUUUGAAGAUAAUGGUUUCAGUGCUUCUUGAGUUGAUAACUUGAGGGUAUUUGUAGUAACAUGAGGAGAAAAAAAUACAUGAUCCUUUGCUUACCAAAGGGUAGAGUGAUGUGCAUCUGUUCUCUGUUCUGUGAGUCCAAACCUUCAAACCAUUUUGUAAACUAACCCUUGGAAAAUUUGAAAUUAGCUUAUACUUAAGACUCUGUGAUCUCUAGAAUCACAAUAGCUGUUUCCUUUCUGUGUAGAUAUUGAUAACAUUCUCUUUGACUAUAGAUUGCACUCUGAAAUGUUUUCAGCGGAGAUUUGUUUGAGUUACAUUAAUGCUAUUUCACCAGUUAAAUAUAAUUACUUCUACAAGUGUGAACUAGUUGAUGCCAGCAGAGCUUCUAGACCUUUCAGACUUAACUGCUAGGUAAGUUAGUUUGUCAUAAUAAAACUUGGUAGUUUCUCCUAGCCUAUUAUGACAAACUAGGGAUUAAUUCUAUAAGGGAAAACUAUCCAUUCGGAGUAAUAUGGAUAUAAUUAUUGGCUGCUGCUAUGUUCUAUGUAAAUUCUGAAUAUUAAAUUUAAACUGCCUACUAACGGCAUCUUCUGCAUUUUUUUUGAGGUAGUGGAAAAUUAACCUUAAAUUGUAUUUUUGCCAGAUAACUCUUACUUGCAUAUGUCUCAGGGUCUUCAGUUUUCCUAGGAGAAGUUUCCAUAUCCAAAGUCAAGUUCACAUAGAAGACUUCUUUGGGGCUAAAACCCUUAAAAAAAAAAAAACCCUUUACUCAGUGUUUAUUGGGUUGGAAAUCUGUAGCAAGACUCUCUAAAAUUUAUCAUGGGGUUCUUCUAUUUUGUAUUUUGCUUUCUGGCUGUUGAGCUCCUUUUUCUUUCAGGUUGGUUCCAAAUUUGUUCCUUUGCUAAAUUACCUUUAAUUCUGUAGAGAACCUGUUUGAAAUAGUAAUUUGUUAAAUGACAAAAAUGGAAAUGCUCAAAUUAAACAAAACUAUUAAAAUGCCAUAGCAGUCUUGCAAGACUACCUUUAAAAUACAUUUUAAGUGAUCAUUACGAUUUUGGUGGUAAAGUCCCCCCACAUAUAGCCACUAUUAAGGAACUGAUGCUGCAUUUUUUCAGUUGUACCAAAAAAGAAAACAAAUGGCCAAACUGAUCAAGGUAUUUUGUAUUCUAACGCAUGCAUAAUCUAAAGAAUCAAACGCUAAUUCAACAAUACUGGCUUCCUCAGCUCUGUCAGUCAUGUGAAACCUUGUUCAUUUUCUCCAAUACUGUAAUGUUCAUACUUGUACAGUCCUCCCUGUCAUGACUUUAAGUUCUACUUUUCAUAAACCAUUAACUGUUAUAGUUCUUAGAGCUUCUAAUGCAAAAAUAAAAUGUUUAAUUCUCAUUUUGGAGUGUAUUUUUUUAAUACUAUCUUUCAGAAAUUAUAUAGACUUUUAUAUUGUUUCUCAGUUGUUGUAGCAGGAGAUUGGAGCUGUGUUUUUUUGAUGCCGGCAUGGCAGAAUUUCCCGUUAGGUUUCCUCUGUUGGUGAGCCUCUCCCAUUGUAUCUUAACCCAUAAAAGUGGCAAGUGAAUGAGCUGCUCUCAGUUGCUUUAGAGAGUUUGCUGAGGACACAUGUAAAUGGAUAAGGAGGACGAUAACGUUUUAUUAAUUUGAAACAUCACAAAAGCAUUCUGGGUUUCAAACGUGGCAGUGAUACAGAUCUUAAGCAGCAUCCAGUUUAUACAGAUUCUGGAUUCGUAUUUUCGUGUUUCAUGCCCAGUUCAAUACUUUAAAGCAGAAUUAGGAAUGAAGCAGUAGGUAUUAGAAAAUGCAGUCAAGGUACAUGUUAGAAAUACAAAUUCCUUAUUGCAGCAAAUGUUUUGCAAAAAAGUAAAGCAGCAAAUAUUAAUUUUCUUAAGGUAGCACGCACUUUAUAUAGUUCAAUGUAAUAGAAAAAGAAGCUGCUCAAAUUAAGUGUUAGAAAAUCUAUACUGUUUCAAGUUAUUUUGUAAAGUAAGAAAAAUACAUAGAAAUGAGUCAUAGUAUCUUAACACUUUAAGAAGUGUGAUAAAUGGAUAUAUUGGGUAAUGGUGCCUUUUUAAAAAUUAAAUACUCAGACACAUUCACUGAAGCAAAAGGUAAAAUGUAAACGGCAAACAUUUCAUUGAGUAUUACAAGUUGAUGUUUGUAUAGUGAGUCAGUUGGUUCUUAGCCCCUAUUUGAAAUCCGGUAGAAUUUUAAUAUGCUCAAACUGUAGAAAAUAAUUUUGUAUAACGCAAAAGGAUUAUUGUUUUUCAGAUUUGAGAUCCAGAUGAGACAUUUAUAAUGCUAAAAGUUAAACUGAAUGUUCUGCAAACGUUUACUGUGAACAAUGAGUGCACUUGUCGUGCCUUGAUUCUUGAUGGCUGGGUGUCUGUAAGGUAGAUGGGAGCACCAGCAUUUGUCUGCUACCUCUAAUCCAUCAGGUCGGGAGGCAGCGAAAUUGGCUGGAAAUUUUUCCAGAAUGCGUUCUGUGUUUGCAGAACUGUUUAAUUAGGUACCUUCCUGUGUAGCCCUAUAUUUUUACAUUAUGCAAGUGUAGGAUUAUCAGUCUUCCUUUAAAUCAGUCAAUUCUCAGGCUAACUUAAGGAUGCAAUGAAAGUGUUCACAUUCUGAAGUGAAGGCAUGGAUGCCAAAGUGUUUUAAAUCCAUCAGGUCGAUGGUUUAAAGUGAUGUAUAAUUAAAAGAACUGUACAAAUACCACAGUGUGCCAGAUGGAUUUUAAGUCUACGGUAACACUUAAGAAUUUAUCAAGUUGGCUGCAUUUGAGGUUUUGCAGACUCGAAGCGGCAUUGUAACACAUCCAUAACCUUGAAUUGAACGCUGUCAUGAUUGGUCUCAAUGGAAAACGGACCAGUAAGAGCAGUGGCAUUAAAAUACAGAUGAUGCUUUUGGGGUGGGAUGCAGCUUAACGUGCGGUUUGCUGGGGUUGAAGCACAAUAUUUGAAGAUUAAAUAGUCACAAAGAUUAGAAACAAUUCAUAUCACGACCCAAGAACCUAAUGUAGGAUUUUUUUAACUCUGAAUUUUAACCGUAAGAUUUGUAUCUCCUGUAGCAAGUGUAUUUUGUAAUAAUGCAACAUGUAGGACCACUGCCUCCUAAGUAACCAGAUUCAUUUAAAACAUCUCACAUGUUGCUCUGUAUCCUGUUCCCCACAACUCAAGAUGAGGGAAUAUUGCACUUUUCCCUUUAGGAGGUACCAAUAACAAAAACAGCUAAAUGAUCACAACAGCCAUUUUUACAAUACAGGGAAGAAAGGAAUAAGAGCUACCGGCAGACACAAGCAAAAUCUUAGCCAGUACUCUGUACUGGAACUACUGUAUAGCCCAGUCGGCUGGGAAAUUUUCCUUAGGGACAGACUUUACUGGUCAGGAAAGAUAGGGCCUAUAAGCUAGGUGCUACAACCAAGGGGCUAGGGUGACAAUCUGCCAGGGGCCUGAGGACAACACUCCAUGUACAUGAAGCAAAACAGAUGGCAACCACACUUCUGCCGACCACAGAGGUGGAGCCAAUGGGUAACGCAGGUCUAAACAUGCUUAACUUGCUGGGCUGGCUCCCCAGCCUUGCUUAGUGUGAACUGCCCUGAUUGGAAUCCCUGGGCUCUGCCUAGCCCCUCCUGCUCUGCACUGAUAACAAAUAAGCUUCAUCCCUAUCUUUCCCUAGCCUGGACGGCCAUUGUAUAACUUUAUGCAUAAGAGUCACACUUUAAAUUUUGUACCCUGUACACUUCCACUAAAGCAGAAAUACAAAAGCCACAAUAAUCUCAAAAGCCAGCAGACGUUCCUCUAGGGACUGUAAGGUGGUGGUUUUUCAAAAGGCGGAUAGUAGGGUGGAGAGUAACGGGGUGGCGCACUCGAGGACCACAUGUAGCUGGGUGAGGGAGAGGCAGACUGGGGCUCAUCAGAAAGUCCAGAGGGAGGGGAGGAUGGAAAGACACCGGAAUGCUGUGUAAUAAAAACAAAACACCAUUAGUUUAGGCAGUGGGUUUGUAAUUCCCCCAAUAGUCAUUACCAUUUAAAACAAUAUGGACCAAGUUUGUUUCUCUUUGGAACAACAAAGAGCUCCUAAACCUUAAUUAGUUGACAAGAGGCAUGAAAGAGGUGGCCCCACACACUCUCAGUCACCCAGGCUGGAGACCUCAUACAGAGAUAUCUUGGAGUCCACCUUCCCCUAUCCUUGAGCCCCACAUCUAGUCAGUUGCCAAAUCAUGUUGCUUCUGUGUGUUUCUUGAAUAAAUCACCCCGUUUUCCGUGUUUAUAAUUCAAGCCCUCAGUUCCUCUCCACUGAGCUAUGGUGACAGCAUGCCAACCAGUCUUCAAUAAAGGUAGUUUGGAUUUUAAGAACAUUUUAAUGGGGUUAAACCAUCGAUACUUAGGAAAGUCUUCGCUACAAGAAUACAUCACAGGGAGGUAGUACGGUGGUCAGGAGCCCAUCUCAUAGGAAUAAACAAACAAAAAACAACUUAGGUCAGAGAGGUUAAAUGGCUUGCGUGGAUCUGGAGUCUUCUGCCUCUACAUUUCAACAUUUUCUAUUUCACCUUAAUUAUUGCCCCAUUGCCCCCAAGUGCAGGGUAGGUUGGAGGGCAAAGAUAAACAAGGCAUAGAGGUGGGACUAAGAAUGAGAAGCAACUUGUCAGGUUGCAGAGACACUGAGGAUGCAGUUUUGCCCUGUGUUGUCUAACUUUCUUGUUGUCGUUAGGUGCCAUCAAGUCGGUUCCAACUCAUAGUGACCCUAUAGGACAGAGUAGAACUGCCGCAUAGGGUUUCCAAGGAGUGGCUGGUGGAUUUGAACUGCCGACCUUUCGGUUAGCAGCCAAGCUCUUCACCACUACACCACAUCUUUGGGAAAGGAGAGGAUAUGAAUUAAAAAAAUACUCAGUGGGUAGGCACAUGUUGGGGGUCAGUUGCCCCUUCUUUUUUCCUGGCCAUGUAUACCCUCUAUUUCCUGCUCAAGGAGAGCUGGCCUGUUUUGUUCAUUGCUAUAUCCCCAGAAUUCAGAACAGUGCUUGGCUAGUAGUAGAUGCUCAAUAAAUGUUGAAUGAAUGAAUGUAACUUAAGCAGUAUAUAAGAUGGGCUUGGCAUGUUUUUUAAUUGAAAUCUAUUUGCAAAGAAUAGAGUCAUAACCUGUGGAUCUUGUUUCCUUGCUCCAGUGGUGGAGCAGGGCUGAGGCGAGGCAUGAUGGCUUUGAGGGGACCUAGGAAGAGCAAACAUUAAGACAGCAAACAGGGCUGGAGAACUGUGCAAUUAUUUUG
Molecule: messenger RNA, 9246 nt
Organism: Loxodonta africana (African savanna elephant)
Lineage: Eukaryota; Metazoa; Chordata; Mammalia; Proboscidea; Elephantidae
Gene: ZBTB33
Product: zinc finger and BTB domain containing 33
Exons: 2
Coding region: 193-2205 (670 amino acids)
Biological process (GO): regulation of transcription by RNA polymerase II
Molecular function (GO): RNA polymerase II cis-regulatory region sequence-specific DNA binding; protein binding; DNA-binding transcription factor activity, RNA polymerase II-specific
Source: RefSeq, a predicted model, not a curated record